CCCGACAGUCACCCCCGUGUCAAUUCUCACAUAAAACAAAGAUGGCAAAACGGCACAAACAUAUGAUCGGAUAUCGGAUAUUUUUCGUUAUAGCUAUACCGACUAUGUACUUCCUUUGCAUCAGUGUGAUGGGGCUUUUCCCUGACAGUUCGAUCAGCACGGGCAACACAGCAAACUGGCGAGGGCGCAAAUUGCUACAAGCAAGCAAGUUCGAACAGCUAGUAAACGACAGUUACAACUGUACGCCACCAACUAUCAAAGAGUUCCCAUCCGACGGGCUUACACGACAACAAAGACAGGCAGGAUUUAUAAUUGUCCACUUCGUCAUCGCUAUUUAUCUCUUUUUAUUACUUGCCAUUGUCUGCGACGACUAUUUCGUUCCCUCUAUUAAGAAAAUUUGCGAGAAGCUCAAAGUCACCGAGGAUGUGGCCGGCGCGACCGUAAUGGCAGCUGCGAGUUCCAGUCCGGAAUUGUUCAUCAACGUCAUUGGUACCUUCGUGACGGAAGGUGAUUUGGGAGUAGGCACUAUUGUCGGUUCGGCGGUGUUCAACAUAUUGGCAGUGCCAGCGUGCUGCGCACUGUUCGCGAAUCAGGUGUUGAACUUGGAGUGGUGGCCCGUGUCACGUGAUACGUUGGCGUACGCCUUUACGGUUGUCCUUCUGAUAUUGACUCUUCGAGAUGGACGUGUCGAGUGGUACGAAGCGCUUAUCCUGGUCUCCUGUUACAUUCUUUAUAUAUCAGCAAUGUGCUUCAACGAUCGUAUCAACCAUUUCAUAAGACGACUAACGUCCAGAAGGAAAAAGUACACAAAUAUCUGUGAAAAGAGUCCCUUAUUACCAAACAACUUCAUCAAAGAAACAGAGAUAUGUGGAUUUAAUUCCAGCGAGCAAGAGGACGAAUCACUCGACAUUGUAAACAUGACAACAUGGCCCAAUUCGACAUGUGAAAAAAUAUGGUGGGUUAUCACUUGGCCUAUUAACCUGAUGUUGCUCAUAACUAUCCCUGACUGUAGAAGAGAUAAAUUAAAGUCUUGGUAUCCUGUCACGUUCUUAAUGUGCGUGAUAUGGAUCGCGUCUUCGUCCUAUAUCAUUGGAUGGGUCAUCACCGCUAUCGGCGAUACCUUUAGAAUACCUGACUCUAUUAUGGGUUUAACGUUUCUUGCGGCAGGAAUGAGUGUACCUGAAGCAGUAUCGAGCGUUAUCGUCGCGAAUCAAGGUCACGGCGCUAUGGGAAUAAGUAAUUCCAUUGGAUCGAAUGUAUUCGAUGUGUUAUUGUGUCUUGGACUGCCAUGGUUCAUAAAAGCCGCAUUAUUACCAAAAAUACCUGGAGAGUAUUAUAUUCAAAUUAAUUCUCAAGGAUUGGUGUACAGCUCGGUAUCUCUCUUCUCUACGUUAAUUAUUUUAUAUGGAUCAUUGCUCCUUAAUAAAUUUAGAUUAAGUCGUACAGUCGGAAUCAUUUGUCUCGUUAUGUACGUUAUAUUUUUAAUAUUCGCAUCUGUUAUAGAACUCAACACAUUUUUUAUAGUUAAUUUACCGAUAUGCGUUGACUAAGGACAAUAUCAAUUUCGUAGAUAUAAGGCAAUAUUUAUAUCUAUGUAUAUUUGUACAUUACAAUAAUUAAUUUUUAUUUA
Odontomachus brunneus is the source of this 1630-nucleotide messenger RNA. RefSeq names its product sodium/potassium/calcium exchanger 4-like. Gene Ontology annotation, biological process: calcium ion transmembrane transport; intracellular calcium ion homeostasis. The transcript is spliced from 9 exons. Gene Ontology annotation, cellular component: membrane. Lineage: Eukaryota; Metazoa; Arthropoda; Insecta; Hymenoptera; Formicidae. Gene Ontology annotation, molecular function: calcium, potassium:sodium antiporter activity; calcium channel activity. The record is from RefSeq and is a predicted model, not a curated record. Bases 42 to 1550 code for a protein of 502 amino acids.